This is a messenger RNA of Ilyonectria robusta, 1521 nucleotides long. RefSeq lists its product as uncharacterized. The transcript has a single exon. The annotation marks the transcript as partial. The record is from RefSeq and is a predicted model, not a curated record. NCBI's taxonomy places the organism in Eukaryota, Fungi, Ascomycota, Sordariomycetes, Hypocreales, Nectriaceae. Gene Ontology annotation, molecular function: flavin adenine dinucleotide binding; oxidoreductase activity, acting on CH-OH group of donors.
AUGCACUUUUCUCGUGUUCUCGUUUCUACUGCCACUCUGGCAUUGUGCCAUGGCGUCGAGGCUAAGAACACUUACGAAUACAUCGUCGUGGGCUCUGGUCCUGGAGGCGGCCCCCUUGCCGCCAACCUCGCCCGGCACGGCCACUCCGUUCUACUCAUCGAUGCCGGAGAAUUCCAGCUGGACAAUCCCAACUCCUACACGACAUGGAACAACACGCCGGCUAUUAACGAUCCUUUGACUCGUUGGGAUUUCUUCGUCAGUCGAGACCUGCCUGAGAUUGAAAAAAAGUUCGAAUUCACGACCUGGCGCCAGACCGACGGCGAGUUCUAUGUUGGUCUGGAUCCUCCGGCUGGCGCAGAGCGCCUGGGUGUCUACUAUCCCAGGGCGGGUGUAGUCGGGGGCUGUGCUAUGCACAACGCCGCUACUGUCUCCCUACCGGCCGACGUUGACUGGCAAGAUAUCGCUGAAAUUACUGGAGAUGACUCAUGGUCUGUGGAGAAUAUGCGGCAGUAUCUCGCACGAUUGGAGAGAUGCAAUUAUCUCACGAACGGCAGCACUCUAGAUCAUGGAUUCAAUGGAUACCUCGACACUUCUCAGGCGGACCCCUCGUGGGCUCUGAACGAGUCUGAUGCUACCACUCUGGCUCAGAUGGCCUCGGACGCACUGGAAAGACCUGAGAGCGACUUGAGUUUGUUCGAGCUUCUCAGCCGUGACGUAAAUUCGGCAGAUCCGAACAGGGAUAACACCCUCGGUCUCUUUACUCCUACCACUCAUUCCCGGAAUGGGGUGCGAUCCAGCCCAGCUAACUACCUUCGUGCAACUCUUGACGACCCCAGGGGCUACCCACUUACGGUGCAGGAGAACACGCUUGUCACCAAAGUCUUGUUCUCCAGUACCUCGUCAGGGGGCAAGGGGAAGGAGCCUAGGGCCAUUGGCGUGGAGUACCUGCGAGGCAAGAGCCUUUACUCUGCCGAUCCCCGACACGACAGGAACUUCACGGGCACUCCCGGAAAGGCCUUCGCCACCAAGGAGGUCAUCCUCGCUGGAGGCGUGUUCAACACACCUCAGAUCUUGAAGCUGAGUGGAGUUGGCCCGGUCGAUGAGCUGAGGAAGCUCAAGAUCCCCGUUGUCAAGAAUCUCCCCGGCGUCGGUACCGGACUGAGCGACAACUACGAAGCCGUCCUCUAUGGUACCUUUGAGCAGCCUGUCGUCGCGUUCUGGGACAUGUUUGCGAAAACGUCGGUUGCUCUGCGCACUCGAGAUAUCCACUUUUACUGCGGCAGCUUCAACUUCAUCGGAAUUUUCCCCGGCAUGCCUGGCUGGAACAAAAACGAGUUCGAGUGCGGCUUUAUGCAGCUUCACCCGCGCAACAUCAACGGCACUGUCAAGCUGCGGUCCAAAGACCCUCGCGAUAUGCCCGAUAUCAAUCUUGGAUUCUUCAGAGCUGGUGACGAUAAAGACCUGGACUCCAUGGUAGAGGCCAUUAACUUUGUUCGGCCUAUAUUUAAUAACUUGACGGAC